This is a messenger RNA of Spodoptera littoralis (African cotton leafworm), 1668 nucleotides long. The record is from the annotation of a GenBank genome assembly. Lineage: Eukaryota; Metazoa; Arthropoda; Insecta; Lepidoptera; Noctuidae.
AUGGAAACUAAAACUACACAUAACAAGCAAAGCAACCGGUUUUUGAAACUUUCUUUGAAGAAAUCUAGACCAAAACCAAUUCAAGACAUACAUAAGGAGGACAAGAAUCCAGAUAUUAUAGUACUUGAUGAAUCUUUUGAUAGAUUACGAAAUGAUUUCCCUAGCCCUGCGAAAUCUAGCCAAAAAUUAUAUUCUCCAAUCACAAUCAAUGAUUCCUGUGAAAUGUCUUUCAAUGAUGACCUGCCUAAAAUCAAUUUUAAUGACCAUGAACCUAGCAGAAAUGGAAAUAUCUCCUUCAACUGUUCAAGAGAAGAAACAUCAGCAACGAAAAAAGGAUCACGACCAAGCAUCGGAGGAUGGUCACCUGCACAGCACAUCAUUUGUGCCACACCCAAGCAUGAUCCCACACCUUCAUCCCCCAGAGAUGUAGCAAACGAAUCACAUGAACAGUGUUCCUUAAAGAAAAUACACUUAUCACAAAAAAAAAUACUUAAUGAUUUAUAUGGGGAGCAAUGGAAAUCAAUACCAAAGUUAUUUAAGGCUAUUAAAGCGAAUUGUGAGAACUAUGACACUAUAUCAAAGAAAUUACAGUUUGACGAAGAUGAAAGUGACAAAGAGAAUAUAAGACACGAUUUGAAGCAGAAUAAAAUUUUGUAUUUGACUGAUUCUGAAGCCAAACGAAGAGUUGAUAUGACUACGGAUUCUGAAAGAAAAUCUAAGAAAAAGUUGUACACUGAAAAAGUACCCAGUACUCCCGAAGUAGGAAAGAUUAAACCGAGGAAUGUUGCCAGUACAACGAAGAAAACGAAAGUGAAUAAGGCUAUGAGUGUAACGGAGAUGGUGGAGGUUAUGAAUAACGAUGUUGAUGUGUUAACGAAGAAAGUUCAGAAUGUUUGUGUUGCACCUGCAAUUAAAGAUGAUACGAGACUUAGCUUUAUUGGCUCUCUGGCAGAUGACAUACCGUCCUAUCGUUGUAACGUAGAAGCGCUACAAUACCAUGACAACUACAAGAAUCUAAAGGAACAGUUAGCUCGGAGGCUAUUUGUGGAAUUCAAUAAGAAUGUUUUUGACAAUGUCAUGGAGGCUGACCUACCUAUUCUAUGGGAUCCUAGGUUUAGAACAACUGCUGGAACAACAACAAAUCGCAUGAUAAAGAAUGCGAAAGGCGAGCGUAUUAGGACCUCUACCAUAAAGCUGUCUACCAAGGUACUGGACAGACCUCAGAGGCUAAGGGACACACUUAUACAUGAGCUGUGCCAUGCUGCCACUUGGCUGAUUGACUUCGAACUCAAAGCUGGACAUGGACCGCUGUGGAAUAAAUGGGCUAAGCGCGCUCUCAAAGUGUACCCAGAACUGGGCGAGAUAUCGAGAUGCCACGACAUGCAGAUACAUUACAAAUACUCCUACAAAUGUACCAAAUGUGGAUAUAGUGUAAAUCGCCACUCAAAAUCGAUAGACAUAACGAAAAAAUGCUGCGGCUAUUGCCACGGUAAGUUUGAGCUGGUUCUAAACAAGAAGAAUAAAGAUGGCGUCGUCGUGUCAACUCGGGCUAAAAAGCCAAAUUAUCAAGACUUUUCUAUGCACGUUAAUGAGAACUAUUCGAAGCUUAAUGACGGCACACGGACUUACGGAGAAGUUAUGAAGAUUUUAGCUGAACCGUUCUUAUGA